GAACGUGAGGUGUUUAUUGUUAUGUAGCGGGGUGGACGGACCGGUCCUGCUGAAAACCCCCCUGUUUAUUGUUCUUCUUUUGAAUUAUGUAGCAAACGUAUUUUGGUUAAAAUGGACUAUUCGGAAUCGGUUUGUACGUGGUUUAAAAAUGGAAAGGCGAAGUGUUGGAAAGCGCGGAGAGGAAAAAGAGUCAGUACCGGGAGUAGAAAGGGAGUUCAGGGGAUUAUGGACAGGGCAGUUUACCGGAGAGCUCGUGUUUUAUUUACACACUGAUACACGGUUUACAAAGCGGCGUCGGAUGUUUGUUUCUCACACGCUUGAUACGUGACUGCGACGCUUUAACGUGUCCUGGUUAACGCUUUGUUACGUUCGGCGUGUGAUCCGCUCUGUUUGUCACCACAGACGUGUCCUUCUGUCGCCCGAAUUCUCGCUCUAAAUACUGUUUAUUUCUCAUUUCCUAUAUCAUCUUUAAACUUUUUAUGCUUUUGCUAAAUGGUUCUACAAGUGUCGUCCCGUGUAGCACAGAUCGCGAGGUGUGUGUGUGGGAGAGAGAGAGAGAGAGAGAGAGAGAUCCGGAUUGUGAGAUAUUUACGUAAUUGAUAGGCGAUUAAAGAGGGAGCGCGCGAGCACGUGCGUUCUGGUUAAUGACUUCACGUUUCAUUACGACGUGUAAAAUGCACGUUCUCUACAUUUGACGUCAAGGCCUGGCCGGAUACGUUGCUUUUAUGUAGUCAUUCCAGCAUCAGGUUUAUUGCCAGGUACCGUAGGGUCUACAUGUACAGGAAUUAGUGUAUUAUUAUUAUUAUUAUUAUUUUUAUUAUUAUUAUUAUUAUUACUACAUAUAACAUAUAUAUUACACGAGGUAGCGAUUUGAUCACCAAAGUCUUGUACUUAGAAAUGUUCACGUUUCUUAGUAUUUAUUUUUUUGUGUAGAUAAUAGAUAAGGAUUUAAUUAAUCAAGGAUGGACACUGAGGUCCAGAGUUGUUCCGAGCAUUUUACGCACGAGGCGAACGCAGCCGGUGUGUGCACAGAAAUGCUGGAAGUGGCUGAAGAAGCGAGUCGGGCCGGAGAUUACGAGCUGGCUAUUGAGAUCUAUUCAUCUCAGCUCUCCGAGCUCCACCAGCCUGAUCGGGGGCUUUGCCUACGCAAAGCAGACGCUUUAGCUCGCGCCGGGAGGAUCGCCGAGGCUUUGGACUCGUACUGCAUCGCCGCGGACCUGCAUAGGCUCCGUGCCGAGGAGCUGCGGCUCUUAGUGGAGAGUAUUGCGCGCACAAUCCGCGUCAAGGAGCUGCAGCCGAGCGCGAGUUCGGCCACCUGUUCAGACCUGGACGAGCUCGAGCAUGAGCACAAGAUCGAUAUGUUUUCGUGUCGCCUCUGCAAGUGUUUGUUAUCCGAGCCAACGACGCUAGUGUGCGGUCACACGUUCUGUAAACGGUGCCUGGAGGACGCGGGCGUCAACGAAUGCAAGUCGUGCCGCACGAACACGAACAAAUCGUGGUGCACCAGCGGCCUGCGGUCAAACGUUAUUCUCAGCAGCCUGAUCGACAAGUGGUUCGAGUCGGAAAGUAAAUCCAGGAGGUGCUGGAUGGAAGGGGAAAGCUUGUGGAAAAAACAAGAGCUACAAGGUGCACUGGAAAAGUAUAACCAAGCUGUGGAUUUAGCGUCUUCCAUCGUUAGUUUGCUAGCACAGCGAGCCGAGCUACACAUGGACAUGAAGAACUUUAACCAAGCGAUCCAGGAUGCCGACAGCAUUUGCCGCCUCCUACCAGCAUCACCAAAGCAGGCCCACUACAUUAGAGCCAAAGCACUUUGCUGUGUUGGCCGCAGAGAAGAGACGUUGCAGGAGUAUUUUAUCUGUGUAGCACUCAAGCCAGACUGGACUUCUGUCAAGUCAGAGGCACAGAAGAUCCUGUGCGAGAUGUUUUCAUCCAUUUUUCAGAACGACGGUCUGGUCACUCGCCUCCAUCCGCUUCAAACCUCAAGCUCAUCCCCUCGCAUCAAACCUUCGUCACUUCUCGGCUCUCUUCACUUUCCCCCGACAAGGGACGGAGCCAGAGCUGGCUGCUCCAAAGACCCUGCACUAGGUAGUAACAAAGCUUGCGACGGUUCGAGUUCCUCUUCCUUAAAUCAGCCAGAGAGCAGCAUCGAAGAAUCUAAAAGCCUGGCAGCAGUGCUCUCCUCCCUCCCCGUGGCUUCUGGUGUGAAAAGAAAGUGCUUGGCUGAUGAUGGUGUCUUUCUGCCUCCCAGCAAGAUUCUCAAAGCAGAUCCACCGAACUCUUCACAGACGACCCCUGUCCAGUACGGGACGAGGACAGUACCGUCUCAUCUCUUGGACAGUGCAGACAUGGAGUGUUCUUUAUGCAUGAGGUUGUUCUACGAGCCUGUCACCACUCCCUGUGGACACACCUUCUGUCUCAAGUGUCUGGAACGUUGCCUGGAUCAUAACCCCAACUGUCCUCUAUGCAAAGAGAACCUUUCAGAGUAUCUUGCCACAAGAGGGUUCAAAAAGACUUUCCUGAUGGAGGAGGUACUUCAGCUCUAUUUGCGUGAGGAGCUGGAAGAGAGGAGGAAAGUGCAUGAAGAAGAAAUGAAAGAACUGUCCAACUUGAACCAAGAAGUUCCUAUCUUUGUCUGCACCAUGGCAUUUCCCACAAUCCCCUGCCCGCUGCACGUAUUUGAGCCUCGCUAUAGGCUGAUGAUCCGCAGGGCCAUGGAAACAGGAACCAAGCAGUUUGGCAUGUGCAUUUCAGACGAACUGAAAGGUUUUGCAGAUUAUGGCUGCAUGCUGGAGGUGAAAGACGUGAAGUUCUUCCCUGACGGUCGCUCGGUGGUCGAUACGGUUGGCAUGUCUCGUUUCAAAGUGCUCAGCCAUGGUCAGAGAGACGGCUACAACACGGCCAAGAUCGAAUAUUUGGAGGACAAGAAGGUGGAAGGAGAGGAAUUAUCCGAGCUCCUGAAGCUGCAUGACUCGGUGUAUGAUCAGGCCACAGCCUGGUUCACAUCUCUCAAAGACAACAUGAAAAGCCAGAUCCUGAGCCACUUUGGUCACCUACCUGCAAAAGACCCCAACCCACAGGGGAACCCGAGUGGGCCGGCGUGGUGCUGGUGGCUCUUGGCUGUGCUGCCUCUAGAGAAUAAAGCUCAGCUCACCAUUUUGGCAAUGACAUCACUGAAAGACCGACUCCUCGCCAUCCGCCGCGUGCUCAUCUUCGUCACCAGGAAGCGCCCUCGAUGACCUUGGCCUUCCUCGAUCCUCACCGUCGUCAUAGUCACUGUCUAUUCAGGAGCCACAAGAAAGGUAGCGGGCCACUGAAGCAGCUUGUCGAGUCUCUCAUCAUCCGUAACCACUCGCCGAACCAUUAACUCGCACGCACAGGCUCUACAGUGCACAGUCCCUGUUGAUUUACACAAAAACAAAAAAGACUGACCGUAGCUAAAGACGUAAAAACUGAAAGAGGAAGCCCUGUGCUGAUAACCGAACGCUGUGAACAUGCCACUCCUGCUUUGUGCCUCGUACGUGUGUAAGGCUAACCAAAUGCAUCUCAUGGGUUUCCGGUAUGUUUACUGGUCCAGUGGCCUGCUUGUGGUUCACACAUCAUGUACUAGUUAAGCCUGCACACAACAUUUUAUUACCUCCUUUGAAAAACCAGUCUUGCAAGCCACACAUUGCACAAAUCUUCAUUACAGGCACGAUGAUGGAAAUUGAACCGUUUCACAGGACGAGCAAUCAGUCGGUAUAGUGGAGGGUCAAAACAAAGAGAGAAAAUUUCCAGACCUUUUUGAAGAUUUAUUACAGCUUGAUGUCCAUUUUGGAAAGCUAGAAAUGUUUACUGUAUCUUGAAAGGGAAACAUCAAUCCUAUAUUAAAAUGAUAGCUAGAAAUCUGACUGAUUGCUGUCACUGGAAACGAGUCGAAUUAUCUGCCUUUUUUUUUUUUUUUUUGUCGUUGUUUUGUUUUUUUUUUGGUUUGUUUGUGUGUUCAAAUAUGAGUAUUUCUGUUAAUAACACACUUUGUCUCCCCAAUUUAAGAACACUAAAAUAACAAUUAUAAAUAUUUGGUUAAUUAGCUUGAUUAACAAACAAGCUACAUAAACAUGUCUGAAUUCUUUCUGGCAAAGAAAUUUUGCUAGAAAGGUUUUAGACCUUAGACCUAUCCAAGAACACAUCUCACAGUUGAUGACUCACAUCUCCUAGUGAAAUGGACAUCAGCUGAUCACUUUGGUCGACUGUCAAUAUGGUUGCCAUUCUAGUGCACGGUCAAAUGAUCAUCAAAAUAGAGAAGAGCUCUUGUAUGCUGUGUACCAGUGACCAUGCAGAAUUAACUUGAACAGAUACGACUGAAUAAAUUAGCAGUUAUUUCCUCACAGAUAUUGGCAUGAACAGAGAGGAGUUGACUGAAGAAAUAAUGAUGAGAUUUGCAUUUAAAUGCAAUGUGAGUGACUUUCACCUCAGGUAAUGAGCUCAAUUCGAUAAUCUGAUGUUCCUGUCGAAAAGCCUUUAACAUUUAUCAGGAACAUAAAUGUCGAAGUGCAGUGCAUCUUUUGAGUGUAGUUGUUUGGAACUGAAGUGUGAUUUUUCUUCCUUUCUUUCUUAUGAGUUCAGGAAAGUCUAGAGUUUGAAAAACGUGUGGCGGCUUUGGAAAACCCUUCACACCGUGUAUCACUGAGCACUGUGCUGAAACUGAUUCAGUUCUAUGUGGUUUGUUACUGAAAAGAAGUGGUCACUUUUUUUCCAAUUUUGAUUACUAAAUUUAUAAUUUGUUUACAUUUUUGCUUUUCAUGUAAUUGACGCCAAUCAAAUUGAUACAAAAAAAAAAAAAAUACAAAUUUUGUUUGUGAAAUUUUUAAGUGACCAAUGCAUUAGAACUAAAUAUUAAACAGAGCACUGGUCUUUCAGGUUUUAAAAAUACAAUAGAAAAUUUAUGCUGGGUGGCAAAUAUUUUUGCUAGUUUUGUACCGAUAAUGCUGAUGACCCCAAGUAAACUUCAGAGCGCGAAAUCAAGCGUAUGUUCGGCUAUAAGUAUACAUUAUCUUACCAAACAAUUAACUAAAUAUAACACGAGUCCUAUAAUAGUCCAAUAAAUGAAAAUGACCAAAAAACAUCCUGUAAGAUGACAAGUUCUUGUAGCCCAUAUCAUUCAUGACCUACUUUUUUCUCAGGUUGCAAAUAGUUUUAAUUAAUUUUAUUUCCUCAUUGUGGACAGCUUCAGAAUUGGUCCCUGAUCCAAAAACUGAAAAUAUCGAGUCUACUACUUUUACCAUUGUAUGUUCUAUGCAUCUUUACCUUCUGAUUCUGCACAGUAAGCAGUUUGUGAAACUUUACCUGUUGAAAAAGGUUUAUGAGCAUUUGUGUCCUGACAAAUCUGAGGCCUUGGACUGACCUUUCUUUAUUUAUUUUCCUCCAUUUUUCCACUGUGACUGAUUUUCUUUCUUUUUGUGAUGUGCAAGACUGCGUGUAGCUCUUCUUUUCUCAUGUAGCAUCUCCUCCUGGUUACUGCACAAAUGCUGCAUUUCUAUGUCGAUUUGUACGUUCAGAUAAAAUUAAAAUGAUUUUAUAUUUUGCAUCAAAACAA
Tachysurus vachellii is the source of this 5572-nucleotide messenger RNA. It is a transcript of the gene lonrf2, whose product is annotated as LON peptidase N-terminal domain and ring finger 2. The record is from RefSeq and is a predicted model, not a curated record. The coding region runs from base 963 to 3236 and encodes 757 amino acids. The transcript has 12 exons. Gene Ontology annotation, molecular function: protein binding. Lineage: Eukaryota; Metazoa; Chordata; Actinopteri; Siluriformes; Bagridae.